Molecule: messenger RNA, 2204 nt
Organism: Numida meleagris (helmeted guineafowl)
Lineage: Eukaryota; Metazoa; Chordata; Aves; Galliformes; Numididae
Gene: FKBP8
Product: FK506 binding protein 8
Exons: 9
Coding region: 253-1482 (409 amino acids)
Molecular function (GO): peptidyl-prolyl cis-trans isomerase activity; protein binding
Source: RefSeq, a predicted model, not a curated record
UUGGGCCGAGGGAGGGGACCGGGAGCCCCAGGGCCGCCUCGGUACCGGAGCUCAGACUCGGGGGUCUCCUGGGCGAUGGCCCGGCCGCGCAGGGGUUGAGCGGCGCGGGGAACCUCCGGGGGCAUUCGUCACCCCCAGCCCGCGUAGGCGGGACACUGAGAGCUCACCGGGGCUACGGGCGGCGGGGAACACCUGCCCGGCGGGGGUCCCGGACCCGCGGAGCAGAGUCGCUACUCUCCCUGCUCCGCCACGAUGGCUUCCAGCGGGGACGAGACGAGCAGCGGCUCCCCGGGCCAGGCAGGCACUGGUACCGAAUCGCCCUGCCCGGAACCGGCUGUGGCCGGCACCGCUCAGCUGGACAGCGCAGAGGAUUUCGAGGUUCUAGAGGAGGACGAGGACGACCUGAGUGAGCUGCCACCACUGGAGGACAUGGGACGGGCGCGGGGACCACUGCAGGAGGACUCCCAGUCCUCAGAGCAAGGCCCAGGGGGAGCAGCUGACGAUCCCCAGGAAUGGCUCGAUGUCUUGGGGAGCGGCUUGCUGAAGAAGAAGACACUCAUGCCAGGUCAGGGGGUGGAGAGCCGCCCCCGCAAGGGCCAGGAGGUGACUGUCCGUCUGAGGGCCACGCUGGAGGAUGGCAGUGUGGUGGAGGAGAACCCCCGCCUCACCUUUACCCUGGGAGACUGCGAUGUAUUGCAGGCUCUGGACCUCUGUGUACAGCUUAUGGAGAUGGGAGAAACGGCUUUGAUCAUGUCAGAUGCCAAGUACUGCUAUGGUGCACAGGGCAGGAGCCCCGACAUCCCACCCAACGCGGCCCUCACACUGGAGGUGGAGCUGCUGGAGGCUCAGGAUGCACCAGACCUGGAGCUGCUCAGUGGGAAGGAGAAGAUAGGCCUGGCCAACCGCAAGCGGGAGCGUGGUAACUUCUACUACCAGCAGGCAGAUUAUGUGCUGGCCAUCAAUUCCUAUGAUAUCGCUCUCAAAGUCAUCAGCUCCAGCUCAAAAGUUGAUUUUACCCCAGAUGAGGAGGCUGAGCUGCUGGACGUGAAGGUGAAAUGUCUCAACAAUCUGGCAGCCUCUCAGCUUAAACUGGACCAUUAUGAGGCAGCCCUGAAGUCCUGUAACCUUGUUCUGGAGCAUCAGCCAGGGAACAUCAAGGCACUUUUCCGAAAGGGCAAGGUCCUGGCCCAGCAGGGCGAGUACAGAGAGGCCAUCCCCAUCCUAAAGGCGGCUUUGAAGCUGGAGCCUUCAAACAAGACCAUCCAUGCCGAGCUCUCAAAGCUGGUGAAGAAGCACGCGGACCAGAAGACGGUGGAGACAGAGAUGUACAGGAAGAUGCUUGGGAAUCCCGGCACCGGCAGUGCCCCGGUGAAGUGCAAAGACAAGCUGCCCUGGUCCAUCCCCUGGAAGUGGCUCUUCGGUGCGACAGCCAUCGCGCUUGGUGGUGUGGCCCUAUCUGUGGUCAUCGCGGCAAGGAACUGAGGACGGCGGUGGGGGGCCCGGCGCUGGGAUGUGCCUCGCUCCUGCCAGGGUGUCCAUGGGGCUCCGCUCCCCUCCCGCUUCCCUGUGGACUCGCGGUACAGAUGCUCUCCUGGCAGGAGGUACCACGUCCCCCCCACCCUGACCAUCACCCCCACACCUCGUCCUGUUGGGGACAGAGCCGCAGGCAAAGCAGAGACCCCGCAGCCCUGAGUGCGUCAGGGGCAGCCUGACCUCCUGCGAGUGCUGCACGCAGUGACUGUUCCCAGCAGUGGGACCCGGGGAGGAUGCAGCGGGCCCCGGCGCUGCUGUGAUCCUGGCACAAGGCUGCUGGAGGAAGCUGGCUGGGUGUGAGCCCACUCUAAGGGACGUGGGGUGGAUGUGCCUGGGGCACGUGCAAUGAGAUUCCCCCUGAGCUGAGGGGCUGCCGGGGAGCCCCAGCUCUGCCCUCCCCCUCCCCGCUCAGCAUUUCCCCAGAGCGUGCAAUGCCCACAGAAAGCCAAAGAACCCCGUGGAGUGAAGGACACAGAGAGAAGCACCAUAGCCUGUGUCCAAGCUGAUCAUGUAGGUCCGGCCCUGCGGGGUCCCCCUUCCUGCCCUGCAGUUCCCCCCAGCCAUGGGCCCACAGCCGCCAGCCCCGCUCUCAGCUCCGCUCCCAGGGGCCGUACGCACUGUCCCCCGACCCCGAACCAACUGUGAACUCCCAAUAAAGGACAAUUCGUGCA